AUGCUGUUCGGGAAAAAUAAGACGGUUCAUUACAUUGAGCUGGACUCUAACUCGUUUCAGUUCGAUCUUUCAAAGGUGGUAUUUCUGGACAACUUGACGAAUUUGUUACUGGAUCAUAACGAAAUCUACGGGAGCCUUCCGGAAGAGUUGACAACAUUGAAGUUUGAUGAGUUGGAUGUGAGUUAUAACAACUUUGCGGGCAAAUUCCUCAAGGCGGCAGGCUUCAGAGCUUCGAAUCUAUGGCUUAUGCCCACAAUAAAUGCUUGUGUGAUGCUCCUCUCCCUGCCUUCACCUAGUGGUUUAUGCUCCUAUCAUCCAGAAAAAAUGCUUAAAAUUUUUGGGAAAUCUGUGCCAUUUAGGGUUUCUGGGACCAUCUACACAAUGGCCACGGUUAAGGAAGAUGAAAACAGCACAACAUCUUCGAGUAGGCGGCGCAGUCCAGCCGACAACACUACCCUGGCAGAGUUCCAGAGAAGACAAGAAAGAAAGAAGGCGGGAAAAGGCCACGAAAAAGGACCCGAGAAAGAACCAAAAAAGGAACAUUUGGUCCUUGGCUCUUCCCAGCCCAAUCCGAAAAAACCAGGCAAUACUAAUCUGACAACGAAAAUGGAUAACUUGCAUCCUCCUCGAAACACCACAGCACCCAAGAAGCGCUCGGAGGAUCAAAAGUUGGCUAAGAUUGAGACCAAACUCAAAAAGCUACGUGAUGAAAAUGAUCAAAACCAAAGGAUGAAAAGAUAUGUCCUCGAAGAAACAAGGCGUCGUUGUCUCCUUGGACAACCUGAUCCAACUGACCAAGAAUUGCCUGACUUGAUCGACAAGAAGAAAGCCCGCCACACCUUAGCCCUUCUCGAGAAGAAGCAAGUUAAGCAAAAAGUCCAGGAAUAA
Oldenlandia corymbosa var. corymbosa is the source of this 888-nucleotide messenger RNA. The record is from the annotation of a GenBank genome assembly. Lineage: Eukaryota; Viridiplantae; Streptophyta; Magnoliopsida; Gentianales; Rubiaceae.